Penicillium alfredii is the source of this 1401-nucleotide messenger RNA. Its product is annotated as RPAP1 family protein. The transcript has a single exon. Lineage: Eukaryota; Fungi; Ascomycota; Eurotiomycetes; Eurotiales; Aspergillaceae. The record is from RefSeq and is a predicted model, not a curated record. Bases 1 to 1401 code for a protein of 466 amino acids. Gene Ontology annotation, cellular component: nucleus. Gene Ontology annotation, biological process: transcription by RNA polymerase II.
AUGGCUUUCCGCGGCGAGCGCUUCGUCCUGGACUUAGAUGAGCCCUCAGGGCCGUCCGAGGAACAAAUAUCAUCUCCAUUCUCCCUCAUCGGUGAAAUCCAAGAACGCACCCCGUCCGCCACCCUGUCCGCUCCCAAACCACCCACUCCCUCAGCGUCCACAACCGGCUUCCCCCCGCAUCGUCGGCGCAACAAACCGUCCUCCUUCAAGCAGAGGCGAGCAAACCAGUCGGCUCCAGCAGACCCAAGUCCUGCAUCACCCGCCCAGGAUGACAAGAAGACUAUCGACGAGGAGAAUCGCCGCCAGCUGGCAUCCAUGUCGGAUGCGCAGAUUGAACAGGAGCGGGAGGAGCUGAUGGCAGCGAUGGAUCCGGGGCUGCUUCAGAGUUUCCUCCGACGAGCAAGAAUCGAUGAGGACGAGACGAUCAGCGGCAAAGAGCCCCCGGCACCAACAUCGAAAGAACCGUCUAAGCCAAAAAAAUCAGUCUCCUUCGACAUCCCAGAGUCCUCUGUGUCAGGCUCGACAUCAAAAACAAAACCCACACAAAUCCAGCCCCAGAUUUCUGAAAAACAACCUGCCUCCGGAAAGGAUGACCUCGCACCAACCGAGCCCCCACAAGAUCUUCAUCCUGCCUCUGAGCGCCCCUCGUUGGACCCCGCCCUCCUCGAAGCCUUCCACUUCCCUCAACCGAAACAAUCCAUGCCCACUCUUGACCCCUCAUCUCCCUCCUUCUUAUCCGAUCUUCAAUCACAUUACUUCCCAGAGAUCGCCCACGAUCCAGCCGCACUGUCCUGGCUCCAACCCCCGUCGACCGACCCCGAAGACCCGGACUCUACAUCGGCCUACCACCCCGCUAGCAGUGCCAUCUCAGUCGCACCGUCCGCGAUUCGGUUCUCCCUGCGCGGCACGAUUCUCGCCCCCUCCACCUCUCUCUCCCUCCCGACCACCUUGGGCCUCCACCAUCACGGUGACGACCCCCAGGCGGCGGGGUACACAAUCCCGGAACUAGCUAUUCUCUCCCGCUCCUCCUUCCCUGCCCAGCGCUGUAUUGCAUGGCAGGUAAUGGGUCGAAUUCUGUUUCGUUUAGGCCGGGCCGAGUUUGGAGACCGUGGCGGGCAACUGUCCGAGGGGUUGUGGUAUGUCAUCGAAAAAGAAGGCGUCGUGGCUACCAUGCUGGCGGAGGCGGAUGGGUCAGCUGGCCAAAGCCUGGGCACGAAUCAGACUCCAGCCCCAGAGAACGAAGGUGCUGGAGCGGAUGCGGGUUCGACUGCACCGGCGGCUUCGGGCAUCGGACGUCAUGCGAGUGCCGCAGCAUGGGCGGUUGAGGGUGUCUGGCUGUGGCAGAAGGGCGGUGGUGGGGAUCGUGGGCUACUGAAGGAGAACCAGAUUCGCUCGCAAUAG